Molecule: messenger RNA, 988 nt
Organism: Lampris incognitus (smalleye Pacific opah)
Lineage: Eukaryota; Metazoa; Chordata; Actinopteri; Lampriformes; Lampridae
Gene: trpt1
Product: tRNA phosphotransferase 1
Exons: 7
Coding region: 190-912 (240 amino acids)
Biological process (GO): tRNA splicing, via endonucleolytic cleavage and ligation
Molecular function (GO): tRNA 2'-phosphotransferase activity
Source: RefSeq, a predicted model, not a curated record
AAGCAGGAAACGGAGCCUUCGUGUUUGUUGAGGUUUGUUUUGUCUCGUUUUUGUCGUGUCCGCUGAUGUUACGGUGUGUGCUGGCCCUGGGCCGCUGUAACGGAACCUGAGCCGCUGCUGCUUACACAAGCACCGCGUGGUCGUGCGCCGCCACUGCAGGCCGUGAAGUGACGCAGAGCCCGGCUCCCGAUGGACAGUGGCAGAAGAGCACAACGGGGAGGAGGAAGAAGAGGAGCGCGUGGUGGGGAGGACAGAGAUACCCGCCUGUCAAAGGCCCUGUCCUACGUUCUUCGCCAUGGAGCCAACAAGAUGGGCCUUCACCAGAGUGCAGAUGGAUUCCUAUCUGUGGAAGACCUCCUGACCCAUCAACAGUUCCGCUCCUACUCCUUGGAGGACAUGGAAAGAGUUGUGGCCACCAAUGACAAGCAGCGCUUCAAGCUCCGCCCCCACCCACAGGAUGGCCGCCUGCAAAUUCGAGCCAAUCAGGGCCACACGGUGCAGGUAAUGGAUCUGGAGCUGCGGCCGGUGGUGGCUGGCUCUGCCGACUGUCCUGCUGAGGCGGUGCAUGGGUCUUACUUGCGCAACUGGAGCUCCAUCCAGCAGCAGGGCCUCAGCCGCAUGAAGAGGACACACAUCCACCUGGCUCCAGGCCUGCUGGGGGAGGACGGCGUUAUCAGCGGCAUGAGGAGAAACUGUGAUCUGGCCAUAUUUAUUGACAUCCCUAAAGCGCUAGCUGAGGGUAUCCAGUUCUUCUGGUCAGAGAACGGUGUGUUGCUGACCCCGGGGAACAGUGAGGGCAAACUCCUACCGAGACACUUCAUCCAAGCCUUGAGACUGAGGCCCACAAGGAGCGUCCUGCCGCUGGAGCACCGUGAGGGAGCUGGGGACGGUGAGGGAGCUGGAGCACCGUGAGGGAGCUGGAGCACCGUGAGGGAGCUGGGGCACCGUGAGGGAGCUGGAGCACGGUGAGGGAGCUGGAGCACCGUGA